Aspergillus bombycis is the source of this 978-nucleotide messenger RNA. Its product is annotated as SUR7/PalI family protein. The transcript has 2 exons. Gene Ontology annotation, biological process: fungal-type cell wall organization. Bases 1 to 978 code for a protein of 325 amino acids. Gene Ontology annotation, cellular component: plasma membrane; cell cortex of cell tip. The record is from RefSeq and is a predicted model, not a curated record. Lineage: Eukaryota; Fungi; Ascomycota; Eurotiomycetes; Eurotiales; Aspergillaceae.
AUGGGUAAAGGCGGUCGGGUUUUGUGUAUCAUCACGCCGUAUGCACUCACCAUCGCUUCGUUGGUAUGCCUCAUCAUCGUCGGGCUGGGCUGCACAAAUUCUGGCUCAAGCACAUUAAAUGACCUCUACUUCUUCCGGGCCGAUCUGCAGAACAUGACAACAACCGCAUCGAGCAAAAGCACCGUAUCUCAGGCUCUCUCCGAUGCCGGUGUGACCGUUUCAGAUGGAGAUAUCUCCGCGGCCUUGGAACAGGUCCAGAAGCAGUUUGACCUCAAGGACUUUUACAACAUUGGUCUGUGGGGCUACUGUGAUGGAAACGUCACCAACAACGAUUUCGAAGUUUCGGAGUGCUCGAAGCCUAAGGGAGAGUUCUGGUUCAACCCCAUCGAGGUCUGGAACUUGGAGGAGACCGGCGUCGAGAAUGGCCUUCCCAGUGGCCUGCGCAAGUCUUUGAACCUCUACAAGAACGUCUCCAAGUGGAUGUUCAUCGCCUAUAUCGUCGCCUUCGUCGCCACGGUUGUCGAAUUGGUCGUCGGUGUCUUCGCUAUCUGCAGUCGCUGGGGUAGCUGCGUCACCACGCUUAUCUCUGGUGUUGCUUUCCUCUUCACUGCCGCAGCCUCCGUCACUGCUACGGCCAUGUUCGCCACCGUCACCGGUGCCUUCAACGAGAACCUGAAGGACUAUGGUAUGCACGGUAGCAUGGGAAAGAACAUCUAUGUCACCACCUGGUUGGCUGUCGCCUUCUCCUUGGGAGCUGCUCUGUUCUGGAUGCUCAGCACCUGCUGCUGCUCUGGUCGCUCCCCCUACAACCACAAGAACACUCCUCGCGGUGUCACGGCCGAGAAGACCCCUUACACCUAUGAGCCUCUCGGCCCUCAGGGCAACCAACAAGCCUCUCCCUACAAUACCUCCUACCCACCACCCCCUCCUCCUACUCAGAACCGGUCAAAUGCCUAUGAGCCCUUCCGCCAUGUCUAA